Molecule: messenger RNA, 603 nt
Organism: Epithele typhae
Lineage: Eukaryota; Fungi; Basidiomycota; Agaricomycetes; Polyporales; Epitheliaceae
Exons: 2
Source: RefSeq, a predicted model, not a curated record
CAGCUUCGCACCAUCGCCGUCAAGAUUAAGGCGUCGCCGACUGUGUUGAUGCCUGCAUGGAACAGGCUGUUAGCGCAGCUCGCGCUCAAGGCGCGGGUCAUCCCAAUCGACGUCUGCACGCAGUGGAACUCCACACUUACCUUGGUUCAUGCAGCUGUUGAGCUGCGCAUGCCUAUCACCGUUUUCUGUGCGUCGGACGAGGGGAGCGAUGCGCUGGGUGCGUUUGCGCUGACGCCGCGUGAAUGGCUCAUUGCGGAGCAGCUCAUUGACGCUCUGAAGGAUGCGACCGAAUUCUUCUCUCGCGACACACCAAACCUGGCCCUCGUUAUCCCGGUCAUGGACAAGAUUGAUCAGGCCCUGACCACCAAGCACCUCCCGGGCAGCCUGUUCCGCGGCGGUAUCCCCUACGACCCCGCCAUUCAUGCCGCGUUCGGCUUCGCCAAGCAGAUGCUGAACAAGUACUAUGAACUCACCGACUCUGUUGAAGCUUACCGCAUCGCUAUGGGUGAGUUUUUCGCUUCGCUUUUGCAUAUCGUGCUGAGGUUGAACCCGCAUCUUCAGUUCUCCACCCUGCAUAUAAGCUCGAGUACUUCGAGACGCUGA